Molecule: messenger RNA, 408 nt
Organism: Nematocida major
Lineage: Eukaryota; Fungi; Microsporidia
Exons: 1
Coding region: 1-408 (135 amino acids)
Source: RefSeq, a predicted model, not a curated record
AUGGACAGAUACAACGCAAACUCAAACUCAAACUCGGGAAACAACUUCCCUGCAGGAAAAGACACCGACAGCUCCUUCAACUUCAACUUCACAGGAAUGGCGAGCAGUGGAAGCGGAGGAAUUAAAAUGGUAAGCGAGAAAAAGUAUACUGUAAACGUGCCUGCGGGCAUAACCAAGCAGGAUAUCAAGGUAACCCAAAAAGACGGCUCCCUUAUGCUUGAGUACAAAAAAGAGAAGAAUUUGGAGGAAAAAAACCUUUCGGAAAAGAGCAGCUCGCAAGGCAGCUACAUGACCAGCAUAAGAAGCGGCCUGUGCGUGAAGCAGAUGACUCUAAAAGACGGGGUCCUGCAAAUAGAUCUGGGAGAGGGAAGCACUGAGAGUGCCGUUCCCGAAAUAGAACAGAAUUAA